Molecule: messenger RNA, 528 nt
Organism: Moesziomyces antarcticus
Lineage: Eukaryota; Fungi; Basidiomycota; Ustilaginomycetes; Ustilaginales; Ustilaginaceae
Exons: 1
Coding region: 1-528 (175 amino acids)
Source: RefSeq, a predicted model, not a curated record
AUGACGGCGUCCGCGGCAGUGACCAUCCACGACUCGGACGAGUUGCUGUGUCUACUUUUGCAAUCGGUACCCUCGCGACAACACCGGCGUUUUCGCAAGCAACCCACGAUGGAGACGGACGAACUCAUGCUCGCGCCCGCGCUCGACAACCAGCUCGACCCAGCCAGGCAGGGAGGAGGUGGGAUGCUGGCAAGGAUCGGCGCGCUCUUCAGCCGCAUCACGCGUGUCAAGCACGAAUCCAACGAGCACCAUCCCGUCGUCAUCGUCAACAAUAGCAUCGUCGAUACUCCCGUCGAGGACAAGGAGGACGAGCUGGAGGUCGAGUACAUCCUGCUUGCCGACAAGUGCGUCCACCCCCGCGCUACACCAGCCAAGGGAAAGAAAGACGGACGAAGAGGUCGCUGCACGCGGCCACGCAGGCAGAGAAAAGCCAAAUCCAGCAUCGCUUCACCCCCAAUCAUCCGACACCGACCUCAGCUCAAGCAAGCUGCCAAAGCACGCAGCAAGAUUCGAUCGCCUGGCUUCUAA